Megalops cyprinoides (Indo-Pacific tarpon) is the source of this 4904-nucleotide messenger RNA. Its product is annotated as progranulin-like. The record is from RefSeq and is a predicted model, not a curated record. The transcript has 20 exons. The coding region runs from base 247 to 3378 and encodes 1043 amino acids. NCBI's taxonomy places the organism in Eukaryota, Metazoa, Chordata, Actinopteri, Elopiformes, Megalopidae. Gene Ontology annotation, cellular component: extracellular region.
AGCCCAACACAGGGACAUAUUUCGCCAAUCGAAAGAGUAGUUCCGUUAGGGGUGGGGUUUAAUGUAGAUGUUAUUUAUGUUCAGCAAAUUGGGAAAAAAAGCGAAUAUAGCGGUUGAUUCAUUUGGGUCUCAAAUCUUGGACAGCGGCACCAUAAGAAGAGCAUGUGAGACAUCUCUCCUGGGCACAGAAGACAGGUCAUUCUUUCACACUUUGCUCUCGUUUCAAAUCCCUCUUGUUAACCCCCAAUGAUGCUGAAAGCAGGAGUGUUGUGCAUUUUGCUGGGAGUGACCUCUGCUCUAAUAUGUCCUGAUGGUGGAUCGUGUCAGGAUGGCAACACUUGCUGCCAGACUCCCUUGGAUGGAUAUGGCUGCUGCCCGCUACCAAAUGCUGAGUGCUGUGAAGAUCACCUGCAUUGCUGCUAUGAAGGCAUGACCUGUAGUCUGGAACAGUCAAAGUGCCUCAAUGAAACUCACUCUCUGCCCUGGCUGGAGAAAGUCCCUGCUAAACUGCCCAAGUUUCCAAAGACUCUUAAGUCUUUCCCCAUGAUGGCUGCAGUCUCAGAGAAUGCGGAUUAUGAAAACACCUGCCCUGACAAGACUGGCUGUCCCAUGGAAUUCUCCUGUCUGCGAGCAAACAGUGGAAGAUACAAGUGUUGCCCCCUUCCUCAGGGCCUAUCAUGCGCAGAUGGGAAUCACUGCUGUCCCAGUGGCUACCACUGUAGUAGAGAUGGGACCUCCUGUACCAAGAACAAAGGGCGUUUAAGCGCUGUCAUCUGUCCCGAUGGGGAGUCUGAGUGUCCAGACGAGACCACCUGUUGUCUGCUCCUGGACGGUAACUGGGGGUGCUGCCCCAUGGCCAAGGCGGUGUGCUGUGAGGACAAGAGGCACUGCUGUCCCGAAGGCACCGUCUGUGACACUGUGCAUUCCAAGUGCGUCUCGGACACCCAGGACCUGCCCAUGUGGGAGAAGUUCCCUGCCAGGAGGAGGGAGGCGUGGGAGGGCCAGACAGCUGUGGGGAACGUGACGUCUGUGACCUGUCCAGGUGGGAGGAGCAAGUGCUCAGACCACAGCACCUGCUGUCAGCUGACGAGCGGAUUGUACGGCUGCUGUCCCUACCCUGAUGCUGUGUGCUGCUCUGACCACCUACACUGCUGCCCAGGCGGCACUACAUGUGACCUCGAGCACAAGACCUGCAAAUCGUCCAAGAAGAAAGCUCCACCUAGCGAGAAGCUGCCUUCACUACCCCACGAUGUUGAAUGUCCAGACAAAGAGUCCAGAUGCCCUGAUGAAACCACUUGCUGUCAGCUGAAUAACGGGAGCUAUGGCUGCUGCCCAAUGCCUAGAGCGGUUUGCUGUGAGGACCACCUCCACUGCUGCCCUGAGGGCACCAAGUGUGACCUGGUCCACAGCACCUGCGUGAGUGCCACUGGGAACACUUCCUGGGUCACCAAGCUCCCAGGGGUGUCAACCCCUCAUUUAACCAGCCCAGCGAAUGCUGUUCCCUGCAAUGACUCUGUGGCCUGCGCUGAUGGUAGUACAUGCUGUAAAACGACACAAGGAGAGUGGGCGUGCUGUCCAUUGCCUGAGGCUGUGUGCUGCCAGGACCACCUCCACUGCUGCCCCCACAACACCAUCUGUAACCUGGCUGCCAGCACAUGCGAUGACCCCUCAGGCUCUGUGCCCUGGCUGGAGAAGGUGCCUGCCUUCAGCUGGACCUCCGGUGAAACGGCAAAUGAGCAGUGCAACUCCACCACCUCCUGCCCUGGCAGUGCCACCUGCUGCAAGACCACCACUGGAGACUGGGGGUGCUGCCCGCUGCCUAAGGCUGUCUGCUGUGAAGACCACCUCCACUGCUGCCCCCAGGACACCAUUUGUAACCUGGCUGCCAGCACCUGCGACAGCUCUUCAGGUUCCACACCCUGGCUAGAGAAGGUGUCACCGGUCUCUCAGUUGCCGGACAAGCAGAUAAGUGUUGAGCAGCCUGAAGGAGCAAAGAACGUCACAUGUGAUGCGAGCCACGCCUGCCCUGAUGGUAGCACCUGCUGUAAGACUACUGAUGAGCAGUGGGCCUGCUGCCCCCUGCCUCAGGCGGUUUGUUGUGAGGACCACCUCCACUGCUGCCCCCAGGGCACCACCUGUAACCUGGCUGCCAGCACCUGUGAUGACUCCACAGGCUCCAUUCCCUGGCUUGAGAAGAUGCCCGCUCUCACCAAGUCACCCAGCAAUGAGAAGUGUGAUGAGCAGACUGUCUGCCCUGCGGGGACCACAUGCUGUAGGCAGAGCACUGGGGAGUGGGCUUGCUGUCCCCUGCCAAACGCGGUGUGCUGCGAGGACCAUGAACACUGUUGCCCCAAGGGCUACAAGUGUGACGUCUCCCAACAGACCUGCAACAAGCCGGGCGCCCUCAGCCUCCCCUGGGUCAGCAAGCAGCCGGCACUGAUGGAAGGGCAGGCUGAGGAUAAUACGACCACCAUCCUGUCAGGCACCAAGCAGUGCGAUUCCCAAACCAGCUGCCCCAGAGACACCACCUGCUGCUACAUGGAUAAGAUUGGCAAAUGGGGCUGCUGUCCUCUGCCAAAUGCGGUGUGCUGUAAAGAUGGAAACCACUGCUGUCCGAAUGGCUACAAGUGUGACCUGAGCCACACAUCUUGCACCAAAGGCAACAUUGUGAUUCCUUGGUACAAGAAGGAGGAGGCCCUGGCUGCCCCAGCCUUGCCCACGGAUGUGCAGUGUGACGCGCAGAGCAGCUGUGCCACAGGCACCACCUGCUGCCAGCUUCCCACAGGGAAGUGGGGCUGCUGUCCCCUUGUCAAGGCUGUCUGCUGUGCAGACUAUGAGCAUUGCUGUCCUCAGGGCUACAGCUGCAACAUGGAAUCCGGCACCUGCGAGAAGAAAAGUUGCAACAUGGCGUUGGGUAUCUGCAAGAUGAAGCACACCCCCCUGACCCGGGUGUCUGGGACAGACCUGGUGCCUAGCCCGGAGCCUAGCACAGUGCCUGUCUCAAAGUCCUCUCCACAGUCUACCCCUCAAUUCACUCCACAGUAUACCCCUCUGUCUACCCCUCAAUCCACUCCACAGCAUACCCCUCAGUCUGUCUCACAGUCUUCCCCUCAGUCUGCACCUCAGCCUGCCCCUAAGGGGAACGAACUCCAGUGUGAUGGGCAGUACAGGUGUCCCGACAGUGAGACCUGCUGCAGGACCUCUGCAACCACCUGGGCCUGCUGCCCCUCACCCAAGGCCGUGUGCUGUAGCGACAUGAAGCACUGCUGCCCUGCUGGCUACACCUGCGAUGCAGUGGACGGGUCCUGCACCAGAACAGGAGACUUCAACUGGGACUUCCUUUUCAGAGACAGAAAAAGAGCUUUCAUCCCUGUGUGAUGCUGAGCCAGUCCAAUUGCACUGAUCUACACUCCACACACAUUCAUAAACCUGCAGCACUUAGCGGUGUUCAAACUUGGGGACGAGGGACAAUAUGUAAUGUUUUUGUUUUUUUUCCACUUUUACUUACAAAGUGUAAUUUAUUUUCUUUUCUGGGCAGUGCUACAUCAUUGGAAGGUAAACAUAAUUUUGAGCUUCAUCUUUUUCUAUGUAGGUGUUGCAAGUGGACAAUAAUGGGUCAUUUAUUAGAACAGUGAUGUGGAGUUAAAUCACAUAUCAGUUGAAACAGGCCCUCUGGGUGAAGUGUACGCCCUGCAACUUGAAGCUGACCAUUUUAUUUUAUUAAUAAUACUGACUGUUUUGAUUAAACGCUGACCUUUCACUCCGUUUGCACCAUGAUAUUUACCUGCUGUAAUACAUAGCUAACAUAUUUUUCAUUCCUUCACACAAGAGUCAGUGUAAACCAAGUAAUGAGUUUGGUUUUAAUUUUUUUAAUGCUGGUAAAUUGUAUGUACUUAGCCCCUCCAACAGCUAAGCUUAGCUUUUUUCUAUGCAAGGGGGGAAUCUAGAGUAAAGAAACAUGAAUGUAAUCUGUUUCUGGUCAGGGAUGAUCGUAAAGGAAACGUAUGUCAUCCUUUCCUAUAUUACCAGACACAGGAGGACUCCGUUUACUGGAUAAAUAAUAUUAGUGACAUUUCUGUAUACCAGUAUUAGUGACAUUUCUGUACACCAGAAUAACACAUUAGCUGCAAAUAUUUUCAGAGGAUUUACAAUUGUAUUGAAUCACCAGAAAAAAAGAAUGCUCAGUGUCAACUGCUGAGUUACUGGAUUUAAUAACACUGAUGAAGCAUUGCACAGACAGAGGCCUUCUUGUUUUCUCUGUCCAGUUUUCUCUUUGGUACCCUGUCUGUCUUAAUGCAUGAAAUGUGAAAUUGGAAACCACAGGGAUUGGUCUCAGAAAGCAUUUGGCCUCAGCAUUGCGACAUUCCUGCUGACUUUUAACCAGGGACUGUGAAGCACAGGAACAGCUGCCCUGUAAGGCCUUGCCUGUUCGGUUUCAGUCUAGAUUUUCCAGUUAGUUGUAUUGCAGGGCUUUUGUUUUCAGUAGAUCCACAUUUGCUGUAUGAGAAUCAUAUCACACACACUACAUAGUAUACAGUCAUAAAGUCAACAUACUCCUGUGAACCCCCUGAUACCUUAUACGGGCGAUUCAGUCAACUGCAACAUGUUCUCCCAUAUGAAUACACUUCCUGAAAAAAAUUGUUUUUGGAUUUAAAGUAAUUUUGCUUUUGCAGUAUGAUUAUUUUCAAACUAAAUAAAAUAAAAAUGCAAGCUAGACCAGGGGCAAUAAUGCCUUAAAUUCAGGGUUUUUAUUCUAGGCAUUGAUCUGGCUAAAUUGUUUGCAGUUGAUUGAACCAUCAACAGCUUUGCACUUUUUUUCUACGAUUGUUAUGCAUCUCAAGCAAAAUUGACAUUUGGGUUUUUUUUUUUCUUCAUAGCCUGGGCCUUUUUUUUUUGGGGGGGGG